Molecule: messenger RNA, 2070 nt
Organism: Baudoinia panamericana UAMH 10762
Lineage: Eukaryota; Fungi; Ascomycota; Dothideomycetes; Mycosphaerellales; Teratosphaeriaceae
Exons: 2
Biological process (GO): regulation of DNA-templated transcription
Cellular component (GO): nucleus
Molecular function (GO): DNA-binding transcription factor activity, RNA polymerase II-specific; zinc ion binding; transcription cis-regulatory region binding
Source: RefSeq, a predicted model, not a curated record
AACGCGGACGACCCCAAGCGUCCACGUGCUUGCGAAUCAUGCCGCGGAUUGAAGGUACGCUGCGAUCAGGAUCCUGCACAUCCUGAGAUUCCCUGUAAGCGCUGUGCCAAGGCAGGCCGACCAUGCGUCAUUACGCAACCGAGCCGGAAGAGGCAGAAGAAAGCGGACAGCCGCGUGGCAGAGCUGGAGAAGAAGAUUGAUGCGCUGAGUGCAGCGCUGCAGCAGCAGCAGCAUCAUGCGCCGUCGUACAACACGCCAACGGCAGAGAUGAUGCAAGCUCACGGGAGCUUGGCGCAACCGACGCCGCAGUACGGACUCGCUGCUGGGCCGGAUAUGCCGUCGAGGAAGCGGCAGCGGUUGGAGGAUGCUGGUUAUCCCACGCAGGAGCCAGAUGGAUUAUACAAUGGCCAGCCAACAACCUCAGGUCGCACUUCAGUAAACCCGGACGAUGCGAUGGGUCGACGCUUCGUUGAUAUCGUUAGUGCUUGGGCGCCGACUACGAACGCGAAGCAGUUUCUCUACCACACCACACCUGAAGAGUUUACUGACCGGAUUAACGCUUUAAUCUCGCCCGAGCAAGCCGCGGUGCUCUUCAAGCGAUACACAGAAGAGCUAGCACCGCACUUGCCUGCCGUCGUCUUCCCGCCAACCAUGACUGCGGACCAAGUAUUCAAGGACAAGCCCAUUCUGUACGUCUGCAUUCUGUCCGCUGCCGCUUUCGGCACGCUCAACCCGGAGACUACACGCCAGUUGGUGCGAGAGGCUGUAGGCGCCAUCGCAGACUGUGUCGUGCGCAAUGGCGCCAAAAGCCUGGAGCUCAUUCAAGGCAUGCAAGUCGUGGCAUUGUACUAUAAGCCACCAGAGCGUGCCGAACAAACCAACUUCUACCAGAUCAUCCACAUGGCCGCCGUCAUGGCUCUUGACAUUGGUCUGGGCAAGCGCUACAAGCCCGCCAAAGCACGCCGUGGCUUCGGCGGUCCGAACGCGCAUUUCGCGCCUGGGCCUGGCAAGCGCGAGCCGCAGGACAGCGACACUUUGGAGGCUCGCCGAGCGUGGCUAACAUGCUAUUACCUCUGUGCCAGCGCUUCUAUGGUCCUUCGUCGGCCGAACUUGGUGCGCUGGACAAACUAUAUGAGGGAGAGCCUCGAUGUGCUGGAAUCGCACCCAGAUGCGUUGCCGAGCGACCGUCUCUUCUGCCAACACGUCAAAAUCCAGCACAUCUGCGAAGAAAUCGGCCUGCAGUUCUUGAUGGAUGACUACACGGCCAACAUAUCUCUCACGGACCCGAAAGUCACUUAUGCUUUGAAAGUGCUGGAGAAUGAUCUGAAAACGUGGAAAGAGAAUAUCCCACCGGAGUACCGCGAUGACCCGGGGUUGCGCUUCUUCGAGCACGUGACUUCCCUUUACUUGCACGAGAUUGCGCUGCACCUGAAUCACAAUGUCGAAGACUUUCGGAUUCCAUUUACAGAAGAGAGCUUGAAGUCCGUGAACAGCGUCUCUGACACGCCGCUAACCUCUAAUCAAGUCGCUGCGCUCGAAGCCUGCCUGCAAUCCGCUCAUGGCAUUCUGGAGACGAUGCUUUCCUACUCCACCACGAAGAUCAAGUCUCUGCCCGUCUUUCUAUUUUUCGUGCGCUGCGUUUACGCCCUCGUCAUCCUCAUCAAGAUGCACGUGGCAGUCUGCACGCCAGGUAGCGAGAUGGGGAAGAUGAUGAAGCCGGGGGAUCUGAAGGUUGAGUACUAUAUCGACCAGUUGCUGGCGACUUUUGGGUCUGCGGCGCCGAGUGGGAUGGGCAAAGGUCAUCCGAAGGUGUUGAGGAUUCUCGGACUCCUAAAAGAGUGGUUCGAUCAGCAUAAGAAGAAUACGGAAGGCGGGGCUAACGGUCAUCCGGGCAAGGCAAGGGCGAAGAUUGAUGGUGGAAGUGGUAGUGCUUAUCAACAGACGCCAUUGCAGAUGCUAAGUCAGGUUGCUACUACAGGCACGCAGCAGCAGCAGCAGCAGCAAGCACAGCAGCAACAACAUGGCCGACCGGAUGAAGCGGGCGGUGAUUCGAAAGACUGGUCUUUCAAC